Molecule: messenger RNA, 573 nt
Organism: Lentinula edodes (shiitake mushroom)
Lineage: Eukaryota; Fungi; Basidiomycota; Agaricomycetes; Agaricales; Omphalotaceae
Exons: 2
Coding region: 1-573 (190 amino acids)
Source: RefSeq, a predicted model, not a curated record
AUGCUCCUACCAUUUUCACCUGCAUGGCGAUUGUACACUGUUCUUCUCGCUUUUGCCCUCCUCGUCAUCUCUAUAUCUGCUAGCCCGUUGGCCAUGACAAACGUCCACCUCGAACGUCGAGGGCGCUACAAAAAUUCCGUUGCUCAGGUUUACGUGGGACGCAAGAAUCCCAAUACUUCGCUCUAUAUGCAAAAAAAUGUCCCAUACACCGCUCACGACCAAUUUUGCGUGUUUUUUGGAAAACAUUACGGUUUACAAUACUCCGGACCUCAGGAAAAAGCGGCACGCAUAAAUGUUCCAACUGUACGGGAGCACAUCGACUAUCAUGUCUUGACAUCAUUAGGUCAAGUCCAAUACGAUGAUCUAGUAGACCCGGAUUUCGAGGAAGCGCUGAAAACUCUAACCGUUCUUCAAUUGAAAUCACCGCAAGCUAUCACUGAUGAUUUUACUUAUGUUGCGGGAGUGGCAGCAGAACUGGAGUUGGAUCACGAAGAUGGGGAAUGGCACAAGAUAUACACCGAAGUUAUGAACUUAAGGGCUCGAGAGCCGAAGCGACAUUCACCUACAUACUAA